AUGCUCCGCAAAAGAGAUAUCGCAUACCUAAUAUUUUUCACAACCCACAUCCCAGUAAUCUACCUAAUCGACACCGCCCCACUCCAACCCUCCUGGGCCGUAACCUCCCUCUCAACAACCCUACGCACAUUCUACGUCAACACCUACCGCGACAAAUUCUUCGAACCCCCCACGCCAGCAUGGUUCAGCGCAUUUAUCUGGAUGGAAGUGCUGUACCAUGUGCCGGCUAGUUUGUGGGCUGUGUGGGGGUUGUUGAAGGAACACCCCCUCAUCCCAGUCCACCUCCUCAUCUUCGGCGUUCAGGCCUUUAUUACGUCACUCACUUGUCUCGUUGAAGUCUGGGCGUGGGAGGAUAGGAGCACGGCCGAGAAACAAAAUAUUACCGCGCUUUAUGGGCCUUAUGUGGCAUUGGGCGCGUAUAUGGCCAUUGAUUCGAUUCUUCGGUUACGGGCUCAACUCAUGCCUAAUUCCAAGGCCCAGACCCAGAUUAAGCGGGAAUGA
Messenger RNA from Penicillium waksmanii, 501 nucleotides. Its product is annotated as EXPERA domain-containing protein. Lineage: Eukaryota; Fungi; Ascomycota; Eurotiomycetes; Eurotiales; Aspergillaceae. The coding region runs from base 1 to 501 and encodes 166 amino acids. Gene Ontology annotation, cellular component: endoplasmic reticulum. The transcript has 3 exons. The record is from RefSeq and is a predicted model, not a curated record.